AUGACCUCUUGUGGGCUGCACACGUUCAGAAGGGCUAUUGCCCUAAAGACACAAGGACCUGCCAAGCCUGCUCAUUUGGAAGCCACAUCAGUCAAACGAAAAGCAGAUGCUGUUGGUGGGGUUGACCCUAAAAGGAAGAAAACAGAUUUCUUUGACCCUGGCGAGGAGCCAUCAGGCUCAGAAGAGAAACCAGAGUCCCAGCAGAACAAGAAGAUGUCAGAAAUUUUACCAGAAGGCUUCUUUGAUGACCCUAAGAUGGAUGCUAAGGUCAGGAAAGUGGAGUACAAAGACAAAAUGGAGGAGGAGUGGGACCUGUUUCAGAGAGCCAUGAAGGAAGAAGCUCAUGUUUCUGAGGUCAUCAUGGAAGAAGAGGAUGAGCAGGCCAAUCUGGACAGAAACAUUGAUGAGAUUGACGACCAGAUUCACAGGUGGCAGGAAGUGGAAAACCUCCAUGUGAAGAAAGAAACCAUUCUGAAGACGACAACAAAAGAAGGACAGAAGGAUGAGGACAGUGGGGACGAUUUAGAGGAGGAAGACCUCGACCAGUUCUUGGAAUGGCGGGCCAAGAAAGUGAUGAAAUGA
Molecule: messenger RNA, 582 nt
Organism: Aplysia californica (California sea hare)
Lineage: Eukaryota; Metazoa; Mollusca; Gastropoda; Aplysiida; Aplysiidae
Product: zinc finger protein 830
Exons: 6
Coding region: 1-582 (193 amino acids)
Biological process (GO): mitotic DNA damage checkpoint signaling; mitotic DNA replication checkpoint signaling; nuclear DNA replication
Cellular component (GO): spliceosomal complex; nucleus
Molecular function (GO): zinc ion binding; nucleic acid binding
Source: RefSeq, a predicted model, not a curated record